AACCAAUUAAUUGCCAUUUGAUUUUUUGUGUUUUCAGUUCAAUUGUAUCAGCAGUCGCCCCAGCGGUUGUUGUUCCAUGCCUACUGCGUCUAAGAAAUAAAGGCUAUGGCGUCACCAAAGGAAUUCCCACCCUGGUUAUCGCCAUAUCAGGCAUAGAUGAUGCUGCCUCGGUCACCGCUUAUGGAAUCAUCUAUGGCAUCAUUUUCUCUGCUAAUUCUCUGGCUCAUGACAUCGCAAUAGGACCACUGUCCAUUGCCGUUGGUCUUGGAUUUGGCAUCACUUGGGGAUUCUUCUCGAAAUAUAUUCCUGAAAAAGAAGAUCCUUUUGUAGUUCCGAUCCGUAUCCUGACGUUGCUGGGAGGCUGCCUCAUUGCAGUGUUCGGCAGUGAAGUGAUUGGCAUGGAGGGCGCCGGGCCUCUCGCUGUCAUUUCUGCUGCUUUCUUAUCCAUCUAUUUUUGGUCGAAACAAGGCUGGAAAAUAGAGAGUAAUCCAGUAGCAAAUGCGUUUGAAAUAUUUUGGAUGCUAUGCGAGCCAGUGCUGUUUGCUCUGACUGGAAUCCAAGUCAAGUUUGAUGAAAUCGACACCAAUAUAAUUGGCGUUGGGAGUGGCAUCCUAAUUUUCUGCAUUGUUAUAAGGAUAGUUGUAACAGUAUUAGUUGGAGUCAAAUCAUCACUCAACACUAGAGAGAAAUUCUUUGUCGCUUUAUCGUUGAUGGCAAAAGCUACUGUACAGGCCGCACUUGGACCGGUGGCAGUAAGCACACUGCGCGACCAACGAGACUCGGAGGACUUCAAACACGCCGAGGUGGUGAUGAUGAUCUGCAUCCUGUCAAUCCUGCUGACCGCCCUUGGCGCCAUACUUAUAUCGCUGCUGGGCAAGCGCAUCCUCACCAAGACCACCGGCAACAUAUCACCGCGAGGUUGGCGGCGCACGCAUCGACCCUCCAUUCGUGACAUCACCAUUCAGGAGUACGAGGAGGAGGAGGACGAGAACGACAAUGACAUUGAGAAAAAGAAGGAGAACCCGAAUAAUCUGUCGACUAAUUGGCAACAGCAGCCUCCCCCGUUCAUAAUAUCUGCACAGCCGUAGGUUGGUGAUGCAGUAGUCCAUUAGAGAGCUCAGCCACUAUAGACUGCAAUAGUAUAAUAGAGAGCUCAACUAAUCUAUACUGCAGUAGUCUAAUAGAGAUCUUAACCACUCUAUACUGCAGUAGUAUAAUAAAGUCUAAUAGAGAGCUCAACCAUAGAGAAACAUAAGCAUGAGAUUGUUCGCUAUUGUUUUGCUAUUACGCUAUUAUUUUUCUCUAUGGCUCAACUAAUCUAUACUGCAGUAGUCUAAUAGAGAUCUUAACCACUCUAUACUGCAGUAAUCUAAUAGAGAGUUCAUCUACUCUAUACCGUACUGCAGUAGUCUAAUAGAGAGCUCAACUACUCGACUGGACUGCAGUAGCCUAAUAGAGAGCUGAACUGAUCUAUAGGCCUACUGCUGUAGUAUAAUAGAGUCUAAUAUAUAGAUAAAAAUAUAGAUAUAAAUAGAGUUGAGCUCAACUACUCGACUGGACUGCAGUAGUCUAAUAGAGAGCUCAACUACUCUAUACCGUACUGCAGUAGUCUAAUAGAGCCUAAAGGUGCGUACAGAUUUACGCAUCGCGAACAUGAGUAAUUCACUUUUAAUCAGCUGAUGCCAAGCUUUAUAUAUCUAUA
This is a messenger RNA of Nilaparvata lugens (brown planthopper), 1702 nucleotides long. Its product is annotated as sodium/hydrogen exchanger 9B1-like. Gene Ontology annotation, cellular component: membrane. Gene Ontology annotation, biological process: proton transmembrane transport. Lineage: Eukaryota; Metazoa; Arthropoda; Insecta; Hemiptera; Delphacidae. The record is from RefSeq and is a predicted model, not a curated record. Gene Ontology annotation, molecular function: antiporter activity.